Molecule: messenger RNA, 2855 nt
Organism: Manis javanica (Malayan pangolin)
Lineage: Eukaryota; Metazoa; Chordata; Mammalia; Pholidota; Manidae
Gene: ACRBP
Product: acrosin binding protein
Cellular component (GO): acrosomal vesicle; nucleus
Source: RefSeq, a predicted model, not a curated record
CUGAGUUCUGUUCACCUCUGAGUUUUAGUUCUAAUUCUGAUUUAUGUUCUUUCAUGUGUCAUAUCAUGUUCAUAAUGUCUUUUAGCUUAUUUGAAAUGGUUGUCUUGAUCUGUUCAUGGCACAUAUCUCCGGUAUGUUUCAUUCUCUGUAGUAAUGUUAUUCUUAUGGUUUUUCUAUGAUAAUCUUACAUGGAAUUUGACCUUGGUACUCUUCUGUCACUCAAUUUCUGUGAAAUUACUUUCCCUGAACUUAAAAGAGUGAGGUGGGGUUCAGAAAAGCUCCUACAGUGUCAUAGAGCACCUCUUCUGGUGUUUUGUCUGGCUUGUUUUCUGAGAUAACCUGGUGCCACCUCUUCUAUGCUGGUAUCCAUCUUACUUUCCUUGCUCUCUGUUGUGGCCAUCCUACUCUCUCUGUUUUUUUAAUUGAAGUGCCCGUUGAUACACAAUCCUGUAUUGGUUGCAGGUCCUGCCCCCUGCUCCUGUUUCCCCUCUGGCUUACUUCUUACCUGGAGGCUUCCUCUCUAGUCCCUGCUGAGGUGGACCCUGAUUCGGUUUUGUACGUUCCGUCUUUGCCUGCCUGCCUGUGCUGACAUCCAGGCCCCCCCCACCUACUGGGCAAACUGUUUCCCAAAGCCCAGGUUUUCCAUCACCUGUAAAACUGGUAUAGAAAGAGCAUCCCCUUUAUGGGAUAACCUGGGGAAUGAAAUAAGCCAAUACACAUAAAGGACCUACUCCAUCCAAGGCACUGCGUCAGCGAUCGCUCGCCGUCCUCAUCCUCCGGGGCUGGAAGCUGGCGGGGAAGAGCAGCCGCCGUUCGCGGAGCCCCCGGCACCCCCGUCGGUUUCCGAGGCCCCGCCCCCGGCCCUUUGUGACGUCACGGCCGCCCUUCCCUGCCGUCGGCGAGCCCGCGCCCGCCGGCUCCCUGGCUUGGCCCGUUGAAGGCCGCUGCGGUCCAGGAAACGCAGGCUGACCGGGCGGGGCCAUGAGGCCCGCCGCCGGCUUCCUUAUCUCAUUCCUGAAGGUCCGUCCCGGGCCCGAGCGGGUUUGGGAGCCCGUCCAUGCCUCCGCCUGUUCGCCCCGCAGCGCUGCUUCUGACUGCGGGACGUGCCUCAUCAGCCCAGGAUUCAGUUUCGGCCUCCGCUCCGGGCAGCCCCCUCUCUCCCACCGAAUAUGAGCGCUUCUUCGCGCGACUGACCCCAGCCUGGAAGGCAGAGACUACCUGCCGUUUCCGCGCAACCCGCGGCUGCCGGAACCCCGUGAUCGUCCAGCUGGACCAGUACGAAAACCACGGCUUGGUGCCCGACGGCGCCGUCUGCUCCGACCUCCCUUAUGCCCCCAGGUUUGAGUCCUUCUGCCAGUUUACUCAGUACCGUUGCUCCAACCACGUGUACUAUGCCAAGAGAGUCCGAUGCUCCCAGCCAGUCUCAAUUCUCUCACCUAACGCUCCCAAGGAAAUAGACUCUUUCACUUCCGUGCCCCCUACCACGAUGACUUCCCCCACCUCAUCAUACGCCACAGCCACAGAGCAACAGGCCUUCCAGCCUUGGUCCAAGCGGCUCAACAGCAGCGUGGAAGAGCUGCUCCAGUCUUCCUUGUCCCUGGGGGGCCAGGAGCAAGGGUCAGGUCACAAGCAGGAGCAAGGGCAAGAACAUAAGCAGGAGGAGGGGAAGGAGCAAAAGCAGGAGGAGGAAGGAAAGAAGGAGGAAGGCCAGGGGACAGAGAAGCGACUGGAGACUCGGUCUGGGCUACAGUCAGAUUUAGAGCCCAAGUUCCAGCCUGAAUUUGUAUCUUCCAACCCUUUGUCAUUCACUCCAUGGGUGCGGGAAGUGGAGUCUCCUCCUAUGAUGAUGGAGAACAUCCAGGAGCUCAUUCAUUCAGCCCAGAAAAUGGAUCCACUGAAUGGUGUAUACAAUGACGACUCCAUCUGGAGAAAUGGGAGCCCUGGCAGCCUCCUGCAGCUGCCCCACGUGGAAGCCUUGUUGGUGCUGUGCUAUUCGAUUAUAGAGAACACUUGCAUUGUGACCCCCACGGCCAAGGCCUGGCAGUACAUGGAGGAGGAGAUCCUCGGUUUUGGGAAGCCGGUCUGUGACAGCCUUGGGCGGCGACACACAACCCCCUGUGCCCUCUGUGACUUCUGCUCCCUGAAGCUGGAGCAGUGCCAUUCGGAGGCCAACCUGCAGCGGCAGCACUGUGACAGCUCCCACAAAACACCCUUCAUCAGCCCCUUGCUCUCAUCCCAGAGAAUGUCCAUUGGCAACCAGAUAGGGAACCCACAAGCAGGCCGUUUUUAUGGUUUGGAUUUGUAUGGCGGGCUCCGCAUGGACUUUUGGUGUGCCCGGUUAGCCAUGAACGGCUGUGAAGAUAGUCGAGUGGCUGGUUGGCUCCAGACGGAGUUCCUUAGCUUCCAGGAUGGAGAUUUCCCCGCCAAGAUUUGUGACACAGACUUUGUGCAGUACCCAAACUACUGUUCCUUCAAAAGCCAACAGUGUCUGAUGAGAAAUCGGGACCGGAAGGUGUCCCGCAUGAGAUGUCUGCAGAACGAGACGUACAGUGUCCUGACCCAUGCCAAGAGUGCGGACGUGGUGCUUCAGUGGAGCCAGGAGUUUAGCACCUUGACUCUAGGUCAAGCUUGAUGAGCCGGGGUCUGUCCUGUCCCCACCCCAGCCCGACCUUUCCACAUUCUCCCUUGCUUUUAGACACCAUCUCUCAAUUUGGUUCCUGGCUGCCCCUAGUGGGUUUCUUACCAGGCCCCUACUUGGGUUUCCCCCGGGCUGGGCAGCAGUCCCAGAGAAGUCCAUGGUGGGAACUCUGUCCUCCUGAAAGGGAUAUCUUUGCAUAAAGUGUUUAUUUUCAACC